This is a messenger RNA of Penicillium arizonense, 282 nucleotides long. RefSeq lists its product as uncharacterized. Lineage: Eukaryota; Fungi; Ascomycota; Eurotiomycetes; Eurotiales; Aspergillaceae. Bases 1 to 282 code for a protein of 93 amino acids. The record is from RefSeq and is a predicted model, not a curated record. The transcript has 2 exons.
AUGAUCCAAUUCCCAAUCAUCUCGUUCGACUAUUUCCAGCCAAGUCCGGCCAAGAAAUUCAUCGGUUUAACAGAACACCCUGGAGUGCUUGGCGGUCAAGUAAACAUCUUCGACGAACUCAAGCCGAUCCACCCCGACGAGCUGAUGGGCGAAUGGGAUGGGUAUAUCCUGACCACGGGACACCCCUUCGAAGACGAACUGGAGACACUCAAUUGGUUCGGUAACACAUUUGAUUCUACGGACGACGUGGCUCCGCUGAUUGUUGCGCGGAAUGUUACGUGA